AUCUUUUCUCAACACCAAACUUGGUUUUUGUACUAUCCACUUAGCACAAUAAAGAGAGAAAAACAAGGUAAGUUUAGUGAGUGUUCAAAUGGCAGAAAACAAAGAAGAAGAUGUUAAGCUUGGAGCUAACAAAUUCAGAGAAACACAGCCAUUAGGAACAGCUGCUCAAACAGACAAAGAUUACAAAGAACCACCACCAGCUCCUUUGUUUGAACCAGGGGAAUUAUCAUCAUGGUCAUUUUACAGAGCUGGAAUUGCAGAAUUUAUGGCUACUUUCUUGUUUUUGUACAUCACUAUCUUGACUGUUAUGGGUCUUAAGAGAUCUGAUAGUCUGUGUAGUUCAGUUGGUAUUCAAGGUGUUGCUUGGGCUUUUGGUGGUAUGAUCUUUGCUUUGGUUUACUGUACUGCUGGUAUCUCAGGAGGACACAUCAACCCAGCUGUGACCUUUGGAUUGUUCUUGGCAAGGAAACUGUCCUUAACCAGGGCUAUUUUCUACAUAGUGAUGCAAUGCCUUGGUGCAAUUUGUGGUGCUGGUGUUGUGAAGGGAUUCAUGGUUGGUCCAUACCAGAGACUUGGUGGUGGUGCUAAUGUUGUUAACCAUGGUUACACCAAAGGUGAUGGCCUUGGUGCUGAAAUUAUUGGCACUUUUGUCCUUGUUUACACUGUUUUCUCUGCUACUGAUGCUAAGAGAAAUGCCAGAGACUCACAUGUUCCUAUUUUGGCACCACUUCCCAUCGGAUUCGCGGUUUUCUUGGUUCAUUUGGCCACCAUUCCCAUCACCGGAACUGGCAUCAACCCCGCUAGGAGUCUUGGAGCUGCGAUCAUCUACAACACAGACCAGGCAUGGGACGACCACUGGAUCUUUUGGGUUGGACCAUUCAUUGGAGCUGCACUUGCUGCAGUUUACCAUCAAAUAAUCAUCAGAGCCAUUCCAUUCCACAAGUCGUCUUAAGUUUCCUCAAGAAGCCUUAAUCUUUCUGAAUUUUCAAGACUCUGUACCUUUUUUUGGGGGGUUAAAUUUUAAUCCUAUCCUUCUGAUGUAUUUGUAAUGUGGAUUUUCUUGUGUUCAAAUGUCUAUUAUGUGUGUAAAUUAUCAGGUUUUGUUGUACUGUACCCUAUUAAUGAAGGUUCUUUAUUUUAUCCUUUUAA
Messenger RNA from Nicotiana tabacum (common tobacco), 1149 nucleotides. The record is from RefSeq and is a predicted model, not a curated record. Lineage: Eukaryota; Viridiplantae; Streptophyta; Magnoliopsida; Solanales; Solanaceae.